AUGGAUCGGCGGCAACAGUCACCACCGUCGCCACCUCCAUCUCCGCCGUCACGAACCAUACUCGGAAAAUACCAGCUCACAAAAUUCCUCGGACGCGGAAACUUCGCGAAGGUUUACCAGGCAACUUCCCUGAUAGACGGUUCAACAGUCGCCGUGAAAGUGAUCGACAAAUCCAAAACGGUGGACGCAUCCAUGGAGCCACGAAUCGUUCGUGAAAUAGACGCCAUGCGCCGUCUUCAAAACCAUCAAAAUAUCCUCAAAAUUCACGAAGUUUUAGCUACGAAAACCAAGAUCUAUCUCAUCGUCGAUUUCGCCGGCGGCGGUGAGCUUUUCUACAAACUCUCCCGACGAGGUAGGUUUACCGAGUCCGUCGCUCGUCGGUACUUUCAACAACUCGUCUCCGCUCUCUGUUUCUGUCACAAAAACGGCGUCGCUCACCGUGAUCUAAAACCGCAGAAUCUCCUCCUGGACGCCGACGGGAACCUCAAGGUCUCCGACUUCGGUCUCUCCGCGUUACCGGAACAGCUUCAAAACGGUCUCCUCCAUACAGCUUGUGGUACUCCGGCGUACACCGCGCCGGAGAUUCUGGGCCGCAUCGGAUACGACGGAUCUAAAGCAGACGCUUGGUCAUGUGGCGUUAUCCUCUACGUACUUCUCGCCGGUCAUCUCCCGUUCGACGAUUCAAAUAUUCCGGCGAUGUGUAAGAGAAUCAUGCGGCGGGAUUUUCAGUUUCCGGAGUGGAUUUCGAAGCCGGCGCGUUACUUAAUCUAUCAGCUACUCGACCCGAACCCUAAAACCCGAAUAAAAUUAGAAAACGUGUUUGCAAACGCGUGGUUUAAGAAAUCGUUAAGAGAAGAACCUGAAGUUAAAGUUUUCGAAUCGGAGUUAUACAAAAAAUACUGUUGCGAAGGUAGCAAGAAACUAGAAUUGGGGAUGAAUGCUUUUGAUAUAAUAUCGAUGUCUUCGGGUUUGGAUUUGAGUGGUUUGUUUGAAACUACGUCGUUUAGGAGUGAAAAGAGGUUUACUUCAAGUGAAGAAAUUGGUGUGGUGGAAGAGAAAGUGAAGGAGAUUGGAGGGGGAUUAGGGUUUAGAGUUGAGAUUGGGAAAAAUGGAACAAUUGGGUUGGGGAAAGGGAAGGUAACUAUGGUUGUUGAGGUGUUUAAGAUAGUGGAUAAUUUGUUGUUGGUAGCACUAAAAUUGGAGAAUGGUGGAAUGGAAUUUGAGGAUCUUCAUUGGAAUGAUUGGAAAAUUGGGCUUCAAGAUGUUGUUAUUUCAUGGCAUAAUCAUGAAUCAAAAUUUCCAUGUAACAAUGUUGGUGAAUCUGAAAGAAACAUUGCUUAA
Molecule: messenger RNA, 1341 nt
Organism: Vicia faba (fava bean)
Lineage: Eukaryota; Viridiplantae; Streptophyta; Magnoliopsida; Fabales; Fabaceae
Source: the annotation of a GenBank genome assembly